This is a messenger RNA of Oxyura jamaicensis (ruddy duck), 3319 nucleotides long. RefSeq names its product immunoglobulin mu DNA binding protein 2 (gene IGHMBP2). The record is from RefSeq and is a predicted model, not a curated record. The coding region runs from base 30 to 3005 and encodes 991 amino acids. Gene Ontology annotation, molecular function: DNA binding; ATP hydrolysis activity; ATP binding. The transcript has 15 exons. Lineage: Eukaryota; Metazoa; Chordata; Aves; Anseriformes; Anatidae.
CCGGUAGCGGAAGGGGCGGCCGCGGAGCCAUGAUGGCGGCGGCCGCGGUGGAGGCGGCGGCGGAGCGGCAGCUGGAGCUGCUCCGGGAGGAGCGGGAGGCAGAGCUCGCCGAGAGCAGGGCCUGGCAGGAAAACGUCUCUCUGAAGGAACUGCAGCGCAGAGGUGUCUGCUUGCUAAAGCUCCAAGCUACCAACCAGAGAACUGGCCUCUACGGGCGGCUGCUUGUGACAUUUCAGCCUAGAAAAUAUGAUUCAGAUGCUGAGCUGCCCUAUAACAGUUUUGGGCCUGGUGACAUUUUGGGGCUUUAUGAUUCAGUCGGCCAGGGCGAUCCCCUCUCCACUGGCAUUGUAACACGUGUCACCUCCAAAGCAGUCACCGUUGCCUUUGAGGAAUCUCGAGAUGGCAUGCUGAGCUUGGACCGUGAGAGCUCUUACCGCCUGCUGAAAUUAGCCAACGAUGUCACCUACAACAGGCUGAAAAAAGCUUUAAACACACUAAAGCAAUAUCGUGGUGGUCCAGCCUCUGGUCUGAUCGACGUCCUCUUCUUUUCGUCUGAUCCAACCUCAUUCAGUGAAACAAAGCCUUUAAAGUUUUACAAUGACUUGCUGGACACAUCACAGAGGGAGGCUGUCUCCUUCUCACUGGCACAGAGGGAGCUUGCCAUCGUCCACGGACCACCUGGCACAGGGAAGACCACGACAAUAGUAGAGAUCAUCUUGCAAGCUGUACAGCAAGGCCUGAAAGUCCUGUGCUGUGCCCCUUCCAACAUUGCAGUGGAUAACCUGGUGGAAAGGCUGGCUGGCUACAAAGCCCACAUCCUACGGCUGGGGCACCCUGCUCGCCUGCUGGAGCCCAUCCAGCGGCAUUCCUUGGACGCGGUCUUGGCCCACAGCGACAGUGCUCAGAUCGUGGCAGAUAUCAGGAAGGACAUCGACCAGGCCUUCGCAAAAACCAAAAAGGCCCAAGACAAGGGAGAACGGAGCCAUUUUCUCAGUGAGAUUAAGGCACUGAAAAAGGAGCUGAAGCAACGAGAAGAAACUGCCAUGACUGCAGCCCUUACUCGUGCCAGUGUUGUCCUUGCUACAAAUACAGGUGCUUCCUCGGAUGGUCCGCUGAAGCUGCUUCCUGAAGAUCACUUUGAUCUUGUGGUGAUAGACGAGUGUGCACAAGCCCUGGAAGCCAGUUGCUGGAUACCUCUGCUGAAAGCUCCCAAGUGCAUCCUGGCUGGGGAUCACAAGCAGCUUCCCCCCACCAUCAUUUCUCACAAGGCUGCUGCCAGCGGCCUUUCACUCAGUUUGAUGGAGCGUCUUAUCGAGAGGUACGGGGAGAAGAUCGUGAAGAUGCUGACGGUGCAGUACCGGAUGCACGAGGCCAUCAUGCAGUGGGCUUCCUCGGAGAUGUACAGCGGCCGGCUCACUGCUCACCCGUCAGUAGCCCAGCAUUUGCUCAAGGACCUGCCGGGAGUCACCUCCACAGAAGAAACCACAAUCCCCUUGCUGCUCAUUGACACCGCUGGCUGUGGCCUGCUUGAGCUGGAAGUGGAAGACGAACAGUCCAAGGGCAACCCAGGAGAGGUGCAGCUGGCCGGUUUGCACAUCCAGGCUCUGGUAGAAGCUGGUGUGAAGGCACAAGACAUUGCGGUUGUAGCCCCCUACAACCUCCAGGUGGACAUGCUAAGAGAACACCUUUGCCACAGGUACCCAGAGCUGGAAAUUAAAUCAGUUGAUGGUUUCCAAGGGAGAGAGAAGGAGGCAGUGAUUCUGUCAUUCGUGAGAUCCAACAGGAAGGGUGAGGUGGGCUUCCUCGCAGAGGACCGGCGGAUAAACGUGGCGGUGACCCGUGCCCGGCGCCACGUGGCCAUCAUCUGCGACACACGCACCGUCAGCAGCCAGGGCUUCCUGCAGCGCCUCGUGGCCUACUUCAGCCAGCACGGGGAGGUGCGCACGGCCUUCGAGUACCUCGACGGCCUGGUGCCCGAAAACUACUCCCAUGAGAGUCACGGUGAGCGGCGGCAGGGCACAAAGCCCCCCACAGCGCCCGUCCCCAAGCCGCAGCCACCCGCAGGGAGGAAGCCCAAAGCAGCAGCAGCCAAAGCAGCUCCGCGGAAGCGAGAACCACCUUUCUCCCCGAGCACCAGCGGGCCUGGGAGAGAGAGCCCAGGGACAAAAGAUGACACAAACACGUUUAAAACCACGCUGCUGGCCUUUCUGGAGAGCAGCGAGGCCCAGCUGGAUUUCCCCCCGUCCCUCAGUUCGCACGAUCGGAUGCUGGUGCACCUCCUGGCAGAGGAGUACGGGCUGCAGCACUGGAGCACCGGGGAAGGCAAGGAGCGGUACGUCAGCAUCUGCAAGAAAGAGCCUGGGCAGCCUCCAGCACCCUCAGCUGCCACCCCCAGCCUUCAGCAUCCCCUUCCUCAGCUGCAGGAACCUCCUGGGGAAGCUCCUGCCCCUGUUGAGACAGGAGGAAGCAGUGAGGGCUCGGGAAGAGUGGAUCUGAAAAGCCUGCACCUGGAGAGAGUUCAAAGGGAGAAAGCAAGACGGGAGGAGAUGGCAAGGAAGCUUCAGGAGCCCGGUGCUGGCCUUCAAGGCAGCAGCAAGAAGAAAGACAAGAGCGAAGCCAAAGGAAAGCCAGCAGUUAAAACCGGGGUGGAGGGCGCAACGGAAGAAGAUAUUGAUGCUCUGAUUUCUGCUGCCAUUAAAGCUGACAACACCUGUGGCUUCCCCCGCUGCAAAGCCAGCGUUACAACCCUGGGCCAGCUCUGCCUCCACUGCAACAGGCGCUACUGCCUCAGCCAUCAUGUCCCCGAGGUUCACGGCUGCGGGGAGAAGGCCAAGGCGCACGCGCGGCAGAGGAUCAGCAGGGAAGGGGUUCUCUACCCUGGGAGCGGCUCCAAAGACAAGUCCCUGGACCCCGCCAAGAGAGCCCACCUCCAGCGCCGCCUGGACAAGAAGCUCAGCGAGCUGACCAGCCAGAGAAAGAGCAAAAAGAAAGACAAGGAGAAAUGAAGGUGCUGGUUACUUCUCCGACAACCGAGAACUUUUCUUAGGUUAACAGGCAGGCUGCGUACACCAAAGAUGCACCGAAGGGUGGUGCUGAGCCCCAGAGGAAAAGGGGAGCUCGUGCUGGGUGGCAGACAGCUUGGAGCCAGCGUGCCGUAGGCUGCUGAAUAGAUAGUCACCGGGCCUCUCAAAACCCCAGAGCUGCAACGCAGGAAGAGCACUUUCCUUUGUCCCAGUUACCCUUAUUGACAAAGUAAUGGAUGUACACAGAGAGGCUGCAGCGUGCCAAUAAAGACGGAUAUUAAAACACCUGAAGCAAA